Molecule: messenger RNA, 1555 nt
Organism: Acaulospora morrowiae
Lineage: Eukaryota; Fungi; Glomeromycota; Glomeromycetes; Diversisporales; Acaulosporaceae
Source: the annotation of a GenBank genome assembly
AUUAUAUCAGGCCGAGUACACCGUUUCAUAUCGUGACCGGAGACAAGUUAGUCAUUUUGUAAAGACUAUUUAUUCCCUUGAAUUAUAUGUCUGCUUAGAUUUCAUGAAAUUUAGAACCGAUGGUUUGGACGGUGAUGGAAUAAUUAGUACAGAAGACACAAUAAUACGCAUAAACCAACAACUGAAUGCAAAUGGAUAUCCUUCUCCUUUGAACUUUUUUGACGAGGAAAUGAAUGAUCAACAUAGGAGACUACAAAGCGAUCAUGACUUACUUCUAACAAGCAUGAAAAACUUAAGGGCAAGAACAGAAUUAAGUGAACGAGAAGUAGAUGCAUUAAGAGCGAAAUUACUAUGGAUGGAAGAAGACUUGAGCAAAGAGUCCGAAAGACAUCGAUUAACAAAGGAUGAACUGACCAAAACAAAAACUCAAUUGAUUUAUACUAAGACACAAGCUUCGCAUGAGAUCAGGAAGAAAGAAAAUGAAUAUAAUAGGUUUAAAGAACAGAUGCAAAAAUUAUUAAGUUCAAAAUACAACGCAGCAAACUGUGGUCCGGAUGACGUAAAUCCUCCUCGGAAGUCAACAAUGCGGCGUACAAAUGAUGUUCUAUCAAAUACGCAAGUGAAUGCUGGUAGUUUAAAUUAUGGAAGAUCUAAUAGAGAAAGGAACGAAGAAAUACGAAGACAAGAAUUAGAAAUCGAGUCGCUUAGGAACAGGCUUGAAGAAACAUCAAACUUGUUGGAUAGAAUGCAACAAUCCAAGGAUGAAGAAAUAAGACAGAAAGCAAAUGAAAUUGAACAACUCGCGAGUCGACUCGAGGAGGCAUCAAACUUGUUGGAUAGAAUGCAACAAUCCAAGGAUGAAGAAAUAAGACAGAAAACAAAUGAAAUUGAACAUUUCGCGAGUCGACUCGAGGAGGCAUCAAACUUGUUGGAUAGAAUACAACAAUCCAAGGAUGAAGAAAUAAGGCAGAAAACAAAUGAAAUUGAACAACUCGCGAGUCGACUCGAUGAAACGUCAGGUCUUAUAAGACAGAAGGAUUGUGAAAUUAAGCAGUUUACUAGUAAACUUGAUGAAUCGUUAAGCUUUAUAAGGCAAAAGGAUUGUGAGAUUAAGCAGCUUAUCAACAAAAUUGAUGAAUUGUCAAGCCUUAUAAGGCAGAAAGAUUGCGAAACUAAACAGCUUACCAAUAAACUUGAUGAAACGUCAAGCCUUUUAGAUAAAGUACAGCACUCGAAGGAUGAGGAAACAAGAAAGAGGGAUUACAAAAUAGAAAAACUUACAAGCAAACUUGAGGAGGUAUCAAAUGUGCUGAAUGAAAUGAAACAGUUAAAGGACGAAGAGAUAAAAAGAAAAGAUUGUGAGAUCGAGCAGCUUGUGAAUCGACUUGAGGAAGCAUCGAACCUGCUGGCUAAAAUGCAGCAGGUGAAGGAAAAACAAUUAAAGAAGAAAGAGUUCGAAAUUGUGCAACUUGUGCAUCGACUUGGAGGCAAUCGCGCCAUAUUCCAAGUAAAACUUGAUUCUAUCCGACGUACACUCACUCGUCUAGAAGUUUAA